Molecule: messenger RNA, 1380 nt
Organism: Histoplasma mississippiense
Lineage: Eukaryota; Fungi; Ascomycota; Eurotiomycetes; Onygenales; Ajellomycetaceae
Exons: 2
Coding region: 1-1380 (459 amino acids)
Source: RefSeq, a predicted model, not a curated record
AUGCUGGAUGAAAAUCUGCCAACUUUUUUUGUCAAACCAUCUAACGUCAAACUCAAAUUCAAUUCUACCUUCCUUUUCGCGCAGCAUGGUGCCGAACCUACACCCGUCUAUACACUCCGACACCUCGACCCCUCACUCCCAGGGUCCAAGAACCGCUAUGCUGCGGGCAUAUAUGAUGCCUUCUCUCCUGAUGUCCUUUAUGCGGAGGUCCUUUUGAUCCCGAAAUGGACACACCCGUCAUUGUCGCAAGAAGCCAUUCGGCAGAAUGGCGGGGUUCCUCCCCCUCCAGAACCUAUACUCCCAAAUGAGUUCGUAAUACAGCUGUACAAUCCAGACCAACAGGUACUUGUUCGCCACAGGCCGAAGACGUGGAACUCUGCCGCUUCAUGGGAGUUUGAAAUGCCGCAGCAGACGUUCAGACAACCUUCCAGCUCGAAACUCGAUCGGACAAUGAGUGAUCCGGCCGCCUCUGAUAUCACGCCGAAACUAAAGUUUAUCUGGCGCAAGGAUGGGAAGCUCUCGAAGGAUCUUGGCUGCUAUAUGUCGGGAAAGAAACUAGACGAUAAAAAGGGCAAAGAGCCCGAUAUCACGGUAGCCAUAUUACGUGGAUUUAAAGAGGUGACGUUAUACGAGCCGAAUCUUUAUCGUGUAGAAAUCGAAGACUUCAAGGGACUGGAGGUGGUCCUGCUCCUAGGUGCCAUUGUUAUUCGGGACGUAUAUUUUGGCCAUAUAGCCGAGACUUUUCACAUCUCCGACCCACCCAACCCCAACAGCUUACCUGGUGAAAUGACCAGCUCUUCCCAGGAACCAAAGAAAUAUGCAAAUCAGAUACAACCACCUACCACACCCCAAAGACCCCAAGCUCCCAUACCUGAACGUCAAACCCUCCCACCGCCAGCUGAUCCCCGCACGCAAUGGGAAAUCGACGCAGAAACUGCCAGAUUGAAGAAACAAGCAGAAGCAGAAGCCAAGGAACGCCGCCGCCGCGAGAAAGAGGCGGAGAAAGAGACCAAACGGCUGCUAGAAGCGGAGCAACGGGAAGCGAGACAAAGACAGGCUGCGAUCGACCAAGAAACAGAGCGCCUCAAGAAAAUUUAUGGGCGUGAGGAAGCCCAACUUAGAAAACAAUUCUCACAGACCCCUCAAGCUCCGAGGCCUAAUCCACCCCCACGACCUGCACCUACCAAUCCCCACUCCGCUGCACACAACCGCUAUUCUUCCUACAUCCCUGCCCCGUCACACACUUUCGCACCACCGCAUUUUGGAGUUCAGCGGCUAUCGAACCCUCAGUUGAAGGAGAGGCGAAGUAUUUUUGGUCUUUUUAAGAAAGAGGAUGGUCGUAACAACACACUAAGUAGGAAAAGAAGUUCUAUGUUUUAA